AUAUAUAUAUGCUUUGCCUUUCUUUUCCUUCUCUUUCAAUCUUGAUACCCACACAUCCAAACCAAUAACAGUAAACAUCCUCUUCUUCAUUUUCUUGUAUAUUUAGAUCAUCAAAUAUGAACACUACUACAUUAUAUGAUCCAUUAUUCCAUCUACGCCUCUAAUAUUCCACCCUUGGAGAUAUAUUUUCAUUAUUUACAAAAAUGCCGAUAUUGCUUCACGGGACGCUUAUUGCCACCAUUCACAGCGUUGAUAAGCUUCAAAAUGGGUGUGCAGGCUUCUGCGGAGGUGUGUCACCUAAAAGAAUUCUGGCUGGAGUCAAGAAAGCUAUACUUUGCCGACCUGAGAUUGUUGGAACAAAACUCUAUGCAACAGUUGAUUUAGAUAAGGCCAGGGUGGCGCGUACCAGCAUGGUACAAAAAAAUACCAACCAUCCGAUUUGGAACGAGUCAUUUUACAUUUACUGUGCCCAUUGGACUUCAGAGUUGAUAUUCACAGUAAAAAAUGGUGAGCUUGUUGGUGCAACAUUGAUUGGAAGAGCAUAUUUACCUUCUGAAAGUAUGUUCACUAGGCAUAUGGUGAAUGAAGAGCUUCCAAUCUUAGAUGAAGAACGAAAACCAACAGGUUCGAAUAUUCGUGUCACAUUGCAAUUUAUUCGAGCCAAUGAUGAACCAAAUUGGUCAUUAGGAAUUAGAAACCCCCAAUUUCAGGGAGUUCCUAGAACAUUCUUUAAUCAAAGACAAGGUUGCAAAGUAACUCUUUACCAAGAUGCCCAUGUUCCGAGUUAUUUCGAUUCAGAUGUGGCUGCAUCUUUGGGAAAGUUAUAUCAGCCUCAAAGAUGUUGGGAAGACAUAUUUGAUGCAAUCACUAAUGCCAAACACUUGAUUUACAUAACUGGAUGGUCUGUCUAUACUCAAAUAACCUUGAUAAGAGACCCAAGUAGGCCAAGACCAGGAGGAGGAGAUAGUAUUACACUUGGGGAGCUUCUUAAGAGGAAAGCUGAUCAAGGUGUCUCUGUUCUUGUGCUUAUCUGGGACGACAGGACAUCUCUUAUGGAGUUUAAAAAGGAUGGUUUAAUGGCAACACAUGAUGAAGAAACUGAGGAAUACUUUCGCAACACAAAUGUACAUUGUUUCUUGUGCCCCCGAAAUCCUGAUAAUGAAAGAACCAUAAUUCAGGGAUUUGAGACCUCUACCAUGUUUACUCACCAUCAAAAAACUGUUGUCGUUGACAGUGAGUUACUUGAUCAAAUAGGGUCUCAGUCUCAACAAAAGAGGAGGAUUGUGAGUUUUGUUGGUGGUAUUGAUCUUUGCGAUGGAAGAUACGAUACCUUAGAUCACCCUUUGUUCAGUUCAUUAGCCACAACCCACCAUAAUGACUUUCACCAACCAAACUUUCCCGGUGCUUCCAUCAAUAAAGGCGGUCCGAGGGAGCCUUGGCACGACAUCCAUUGCAAACUAGAAGGGCCUAUUGCUUGGGACGUGUUGUACAAUUUUGAGCAGAGGUGGAGAAAACAAGUUGGUAAUAAGUUCAUAAUUCCUAUGAAUAGGUUGGACACUAUUCUUGUUCCCCCAACAUAUGGUAUUACUUCAUCAAAUGAUCAUGACACUGAAACAUGGAGUGUUCAACUAUUCCGAUCCAUUGAUGGUGGGGCUGUCUCUGGUUUUCCUGAGAAUUCUAGUGAAGCAUCAAAAAUGGGGCUCGUAUCUGGAAAAAACAAUGUUAUUGAACGCAGCAUUCAGGAUGCUUACAUCAAUGCUAUUAGACGAGCUAAAAAUUUCAUUUACAUUGAAAAUCAGUAUUUCCUAGGAAGUUCAUUUGGAUGGAAAGCUAAUUCAGAUAUUAGAGUUGAUGAUAUUAAUGCUUUGCAUCUUAUACCUAAGGAGCUGUCAUUGAAAAUUGUUAGUAAAAUUGAAGCAGGGGAGAGGUUUGUUGUAUACGUUGUUAUUCCAAUGUGGCCAGAAGGAAUUCCUGAAAGUGGUUCUGUUCAGGCUAUAUUAGAUUGGCAAAGACGUACAAUGGAAAUGAUGUAUUCUGAUAUCAUCCAAGCUCUUCAAAGGAAAGGUAUACAAGCUGAUCCCACAGAGUAUUUGAGCUUUUUUUGCCUUGGGAAUCGAGAGCAAACUGGUUUGGCAGAGUAUAUACCCCCAGAGAGACCAGAACCUGACACUAAUUACAGUAGAGCCCAACACUCUAGGCGUUUCAUGAUUUACGUUCAUUCAAAGAUGAUGAUUGUUGAUGACGAAUAUAUAAUCAUUGGAUCAGCCAACAUCAAUCAAAGAUCCAUGGACGGCGGUAGGGACUCAGAGAUAGCUAUGGGGGCAUUCCAGCCUCACCAUCUACUCGGCCACGAACCACCCAGAGGCCAAAUAUUUGGGUUUCGAAUGGCACUGUGGAUGGAACACCUUGGUUUCUUGGAGAAAGCUUUUGAAAAUCCUGAAACCCAAGACUGUGUCCAAAAGGUUAAUGCUUAUGCUCAAAAGUAUUGGGAAGCUUAUUCAACUAGUACAUUCACCUAUGAGGUAUUGCCAGGUCAUCUUCUUCGAUACCCCAUUGAAAUAAGCAGUGAUGGAACUAUUGGUGAGUUACCAGGGUUUAAGUUCUUCCCUGAUACUAAGGCCCCAGUGUUGGGCCACAAAUCUGAUUACCUUCCUCCAAUUCUAACCACCUAAUUAAGUAGGCCACAUCUCUACUCAAAUUGUUCAAAUAAUGCAAUCAUGCAAUUACAAUUAAUUUAGAUAAAUUAUCUUACAUGUACAGUAUAUAUAAUCAUAUUUGAAAAAAAAAAUAAUAAUAAUUUGAUGUCUACGCAAAUUAGUUAAACAGCCAAUCAAUUAAAAUAAGCCACAUGAUGAAAUUGGUCAUAUCAAAUAUUUACAUAGUGGUAAGGUUUUUCUUUUAGAGCCCCAAUGAUCUAUUGGAAAGGGAAUUAAUUUUAUUAUUCAAAAUGAUAAAAAGAGUGUUCAAAUAAUUUCUCUAAAGUAAACAAAAAGAUUUUGGGGGUAGUAAUUUAUUGUUGUAGUUUAUCAAAGA
Messenger RNA from Cannabis sativa, 3033 nucleotides. RefSeq names its product phospholipase D alpha 1-like. Gene Ontology annotation, cellular component: plasma membrane. The coding region runs from base 204 to 2672 and encodes 822 amino acids. The transcript is spliced from 5 exons. Gene Ontology annotation, biological process: phosphatidylcholine metabolic process; phospholipid catabolic process. NCBI's taxonomy places the organism in Eukaryota, Viridiplantae, Streptophyta, Magnoliopsida, Rosales, Cannabaceae. The record is from RefSeq and is a predicted model, not a curated record. Gene Ontology annotation, molecular function: calcium ion binding; D-type glycerophospholipase activity.